AAUCAGUAGGACGUAGGUGUAGGUUAGGUUAGAGGGGAAGUGGAGAUGGAAACAGGAAAUUCAUGAUCAUAUGUAUCUGGUAAUCUGGCUUCAAUCAGUAUGUCUAUAUGUAAAAAACUUGUAGUGAUACGCACAGUCACACACAGUGUACGGCUAAUUUAGAAAUGAAGUGUUACGUGUGAUAAUUGCGUUGAAGUGGUGAACGUAAGCUACACAUCGUACUUCCUUUUACUAGUCGAUCGAAUACAGUGGACACCGUGAAAGUAUAGCAUGCCGCAGUUUCAUAAGAUCGAGAUCAACAGGACGGAAUGGGAGGUACCGAAACGAUAUCAAUUGCUUACUCCCGUUGGCUCAGGUGCUUACGGUCAAGUCUGUUCGGCCGUCGACACAACUACUGGACAAAAAGUGGCAAUUAAAAAAUUAGCCAGGCCAUUUCAGUCAGCUGUACAUGCAAAACGCACAUACAGGGAAUUACGUAUGCUAAAACACAUGAAUCAUGAAAAUGUGAUAGGAUUGUUAGAUGUAUUUCAUCCGUCAUCAUCUUUGGAAGAUUUUCAACAUGUAUAUCUAGUCACACAUCUAAUGGGCGCUGAUCUCAAUAAUAUUGUCAGAACACAGAAGCUUUCUGAUGAUCACGUGCAAUUUCUUGUCUAUCAAAUACUUCGUGGCUUAAAGUAUAUCCACUCUGCAGGAAUAAUACAUAGAGAUUUGAAACCAUCUAACAUAGCGGUCAAUGAGGAUUGUGAAUUGAAAAUAUUGGACUUUGGCUUAGCCAGGCCUACAGAAAAUGAGAUGACUGGUUAUGUUGCCACUAGAUGGUAUAGAGCACCCGAAAUUAUGCUGAAUUGGAUGCAUUACAAUCAAACAGUUGACAUUUGGUCAGUAGGAUGCAUUAUGGCCGAGUUGUUAACUGGAAGAACACUAUUUCCUGGAACAGAUCACAUUGAUCACCUAACACGAGUGUUAGUACUCUGUGGCACACCCACAGAGGAAACAUUAAGCAAAAUUACUAGUCAAGAGGCCAGAAAUUAUAUUCAGAGUUUACCGCCACUGAAGAAAAAAAAUUUUAAAGACGUAUUUCGUGGAGCUAAUCCUUUAGCUAUUGAUUUGUUGGAAUUGAUGUUGGAAUUGGAUGCAGAAAAAAGGAUCACUGCUGAGCAGGCUUUAGCACAUCCAUAUCUUGCACAAUAUGCAGAUCCAACUGAUGAACCUGUUUCUCUACCAUAUGAUCAAAGUUUUGAGGAUAUGGACCUACCAGUUGAAAAAUGGAAAGAACUUGUAUACCAUGAAGUUGUGAAUUUUGUUCCACAGCAGCUACCCACAUUGUCUUCAACAAUUGAAACUACUUCUUAAAAAUACAUUCAUAGCGUGAGUCAUAUGAAUUUAACAGUAAGAUAUGAUAUAGAGAUUAACACAGAAUAAAAUCGUGAAUAAGAUAUAUAUAUAUAUAUAUAUAUAUAUAUAUAUAUAUAUAUAUACACGCACUAAACAUAUAUACACAAUUGUUAUAUACAAAAACCACAAUGUACAUAAUUUAUAGAUAACAUUUCAGUAGUUAUUCAAGUUUGUUUAUGCAAAUGAUAGAAUGUAUAUUUUUGUUAAAUGGGAAAACAAAACAUUUAUUGUUUAAUUUGAUUAUUAAUUGAAUAUCGAUUUAUCAACAAUGUCUAUUCUUACACAAUAUGUCUGUGUAUAAAUUUUUUUAGUUAUUUUAUUAGAUAUCAUCUUUUAGAACGAAAUUGCACACUAUAAAAUUAAUUUAUAAU
Messenger RNA from Cataglyphis hispanica, 1766 nucleotides. RefSeq names its product mitogen-activated protein kinase p38b-like. Bases 271 to 1353 code for a protein of 360 amino acids. Gene Ontology annotation, cellular component: cytoplasm; nucleus. Lineage: Eukaryota; Metazoa; Arthropoda; Insecta; Hymenoptera; Formicidae. Gene Ontology annotation, molecular function: MAP kinase activity; ATP binding. The transcript is spliced from 10 exons. The record is from RefSeq and is a predicted model, not a curated record. Gene Ontology annotation, biological process: intracellular signal transduction; protein phosphorylation.